Debaryomyces fabryi is the source of this 1860-nucleotide messenger RNA. RefSeq lists its product as uncharacterized. NCBI's taxonomy places the organism in Eukaryota, Fungi, Ascomycota, Pichiomycetes, Serinales, Debaryomycetaceae. Bases 1 to 1860 code for a protein of 619 amino acids. The transcript has a single exon. The record is from RefSeq and is a predicted model, not a curated record.
AUGGCUGCCGAAAUAUUAUACAAUACACCAGACUUUGAUCCUGGUUCGAAUUUAAAUCAAUUAAUCAAAUCUAUCCUUGAUUACCAGUUAAAACGACAAGCCGAUGAAUCGAUAAGAAUUAAAAAAAAUUAUUCCGCCAAUGAUUUCAUAUCGAAAGUCAAUAACUUAGAGGAAUAUUUUUAUGAUAGCAUUAGUUAUCUUUCAAAACUCCAGCAGAAGGAUCAUCAAUUUUUAUGGUUAAUUAGUUUGGAAUCUUUAACAACUGUUUUGUAUAAGUAUAAAGUAUUUUACUACGAGAACCUAUUGAAUGACUCUUAUGUGGACAGACAUGAAAUUUAUAAUACAAACCACGUUUUGGCAACAAUUGCAACGAAGUUGGAAAGAAUUACUGGUUUCUUCAAAGAUUUAACCAAUCAAUUCUUUACUGAGCACAUAUCGAUCGGGAAAUUCAUCAGCUCGGGGACAUACUCGACUAUCAUAAUCAACAAAUUAUUCAAUUUUAUUACAACUUCCUUUAAAUUACUUACUAUUGAUGAAGCAGAGGAUAUGCUAUAUACAAAUGAAGUCACUCCAACUGUGGCAUAUAUCGGUAAGUUCCUUUCUGUCUAUUAUGCUUACAUAGAGGGUCUUGAAGAAGUAGCAAAACAAGAACUAAGCAACGAAAUGUUUCCAACACUUACUGAAUUUAUUAAAACAGUAUAUAUAAUCGGUGAAUCGAAAUUAAUAUUGCCAUUUAUGGAAGCUGGUGAUGAUCUCAAUCCUAUAGUAAAUCCGAAAACCCCGAUCAAAGUUAUUCAAUCUUCAACCAUCGAUUUUACUUUCCUAAAGGAUUAUUAUAAGUAUACAGCAUUUAACUUACUCGCUUUGUCAUUAUCAAAAGAAGCUUGUAUAGAACACGAAUAUAGUGUUCAGUCUGACAUUUAUUUUAGAGUUCUUUUAAGUUUUCCAAAUUUAAGCACUACGGUUUAUGAAAGAUUUGAAAUUUCAAACAACCAAUCAGAGAACUUAUGUGAUACUUCACAGUUACAGGAGAGAAUACAACCCGAUAGCAUAGAGUUUUCAUCAGUAUCAUUACUCGAGAGACAGGAAAUCUCACUUCUAUUCAUAUUAAAUUAUUUAUUGCAACUAUCAGAGUUAAGAAAUUUGAUUGAGCCAGAACAGCACUAUAAGUCAGAGUUAAAAUUUUUAAUUAGAUCCUUGUCUACAAGUAUUUCGCAGGAUAUACAUGUUAGUGCAUCCAGAUCUGGAAGCUUGCAUCCAUCAACAACUCCUUCUUAUGCACAAUUGAAUAUGCUAGAUACUAAUAGUAGACCAAAGCAAGUAAAUAACAUCAAGUUUGUUUCUUUAAGCUCUAUUAUAUUGCAUGGCACUUAUAAAGAAAAAUUGAUUAUGAUAAUCGGCUUUUGUGAGAAAUUAAACCAGAAAUCUUUAAACAUACCUCAUAUUAUUGAACGCUUUAAUCUUGAUUCCAAUUUAGAAAAUGAUUUUCAACAUUUAGUUUCAAUGAUCGAUGCAGAGAAGUACCCAGGUAAAUUAUUGUAUGCCAAAACAAUCAGUAAGAUUACGCGACUUUUGAAGAUGAUAAGUAUUAAACAUUUGGUUCAAAGUGCUGGUAUCAAUAAUGUUCCCGAAUCUUACUUAAACAAACUUUUUUGUUCAAGAGAACCUUUGUCUGUAUCUAGCGAGGUCAAAAAAGUUGUCAAAUUCGUGCAAUACAAUAACGCCAAUCAAGAAGUCAUAAUUAGAUUCGAACCCUUGAGUAAUUCAGCACAUUCUAAUAUUGAUUCUUCGAUAAGGAAACAAAUUAAUAAUUACAAUACUACCAAAGAAUUAGAGAAGCUUUCGGAUCAUCUAAAAUAG